This is a messenger RNA of Delphinapterus leucas (beluga whale), 5674 nucleotides long. NCBI's taxonomy places the organism in Eukaryota, Metazoa, Chordata, Mammalia, Artiodactyla, Monodontidae. The record is from RefSeq and is a predicted model, not a curated record.
UGUAACUAGAAGCCAUCUGAAUACUAAGCCAAGGCAGAAUGCUCAUGAAGUAGCAACUUAAGUGGCAGUGUUAUCCUGAAAUCCUCAGGCAGCCAGACCGUCUUAGGCAAACCUUGAUAAAACAGUCCUUAUCCAGGUUUUUAUCUAAGGAAUCCCGAGUAGACUGGAGAAUGGAGAGACAGCAAAGGUUCAUGUCAGAGAGGGACGAGUAUCAGUUUCAACAUCAGGGAGCGGUGGAGCUGCUUGUCUUUAAUUUUUUGCUCAUCCUUACCAUUUUGACAAUCUGGUUAUUUAAAAAUCAUCGAUUUCGCUUCUUGCAUGAAACCGGAGGAGCGAUGGUGUACGGCCUUGUAAUGGGAUUAAUUUUACGAUACGCUACAGCACCAACUGAUAUUGAAAGUGGAACUGUGUAUGAUUGUGGAAAACUGGUCUUCAGCCCUUCAACUCUGCUGAUUAAUAUCACUGACCAAGUUUAUGAAUAUAAAUACAAGAGAGAAAUAAGCCGGCAGAACAUCAGUCCUCAUCAAGGCAACGCUAUACUUGAAAAGAUGACAUUUGAUCCAGAAAUCUUCUUCAAUGUUUUACUGCCGCCAAUUAUAUUUCAUGCCGGAUAUAGCCUAAAGAAGAGACACUUUUUUCAGAACUUAGGAUCUAUUUUAACAUAUGCCUUCUUGGGAACUGCCAUCUCCUGUAUCGUCAUAGGGUUAAUUAUGUAUGGCUUUGUGAAGGCCAUGGUAUAUGCUGACCAGCUGAAAAAUGGAGACUUUCAUUUCACUGACUGUUUGUUUUUUGGUUCACUGAUGUCUGCUACAGAUCCAGUGACGGUGUUGGCCAUUUUCCAUGAACUGCAUGUCGACCCCGACCUGUACACACUCUUGUUUGGGGAGAGUGUGUUGAAUGAUGCAGUUGCCAUAGUCCUUACAUAUUCUAUAUCCAUUUACAGUCCCAAGGAGAAUCCGAAUGCAUUUGAUGCUGCAGCAUUCUUCCAGUCCGUGGGGAAUUUCCUGGGGAUCUUCGCCGGCUCAUUUGCAAUGGGGUCUGCGUAUGCUGUUGUCACGGCACUGUUGACCAAAUUUACCAAACUGUGUGAGUUCCCUAUGCUGGAAACGGGCCUGUUUUUCCUCCUGUCUUGGAGCGCCUUCCUGUCUGCCGAGGCCGCUGGCCUAACAGGGAUAGUUGCUGUUCUCUUCUGUGGAGUCACACAGGCACAUUAUACCUACAACAAUCUGUCGUUGGAUUCCAAAAUGAGGACUAAACAGUUGUUUGAAUUUAUGAACUUCUUGGCUGAGAACGUCAUCUUCUGUUACAUGGGCCUGGCGCUGUUCACGUUCCAGAAUCAUAUCUUUAAUGCUCUUUUCAUACUUGGAGCCUUUCUAGCAAUUUUUGUAGCCAGAGCAUGCAACAUAUAUCCCCUCUCCUUCCUCCUGAAUCUGGGCCGGAAACACAAGAUCCCCUGGAACUUUCAGCACAUAAUGAUGUUUUCAGGUUUGCGAGGAGCGAUAGCUUUUGCCUUAGCUAUUCGGAACACAGAAUCUCAGCCCAAGCAAAUGAUGUUUACCACCACUCUGCUCCUCGUGUUCUUCACAGUCUGGGUAUUCGGAGGAGGAACAACCCCCAUGCUGACUUGGCUUCAGAUCAGGGUUGGUGUGGACCCGGAUGAGGAUCAAAAGGAGCCCUCUUCACACCAGGAAGCAAACAACUCUGGCAAAAGCACGACGAAAACAGAGACUGCCUGGCUCUUCAGAAUGUGGUACAGCUUUGACCACAAUAAUUGCACAUCGUAAAUGUUGCGUGGAUCGAUCAAGAAAAUGAAAUAAAGCUGGCAACCCCCUUUGCCCAUGUGGUCUCGUGAGUGGCAAGUGGUUUUCAGUGUUUAAAGAUGUGGGAAUGUUUUCGCCUGUGCAGUUUCAACAAACUGCAACGCCCUCCAACGCCCCAGCAUCCCUCAGUGCUGGGUGCCUCAGCUAAGUAUAACCCAAUUUGUCUGGCUCAGACACUCAGAUACCUAUCACAGAACCUUCUGGCUAUAGCUUUGGGCAAGGGGACUUAGGUGUCACCGUCUCCCCUCGCUGCCUCCUGGCUUUUUUCAUCAGCCAGAGGUCCUUCCUGGAUGCCAUUGGAGGCCUUUUCUCUCCAUCCAGAUCCCAGGCUCCGUCUUCUCCAGGACCUUCCACAGCACAGGGCCGUGGGAUCACGUUCACUCUACCGGCACACAAUGAAUAUGCAUUUUAGCAUUACCCCAGGGAACCUUUAAACCCUGGGUUUAUUUUAGCUCUACCCAAGUGGGAAUUCUUCCAAUUAAGGAAGAUAAUAUAAAAGCCUAAAACCGGUACAGACAACAAGUGUUAUCGAGUCUCCUUGACCAAAGGACAAGCAACCCCCUGGGUCUUUAGUAUCUUAUGGUUCCUGACUCAUGAUCGCCACACGUGGUUUUAAACAAAUCUAGGUAAGAAAGGGACUAAGUGGCAUCUCUGUUCUCCUUGGAGGUGACAUGGAUGUUGCUUAGGGCCAGCCGUGUACCUACUCUAUGAGCUAAGCAGCGGAGAAAAGAGGAGUGGACCGCUGGGUUUUGUUUUCUCAGGCCGUACAGCAGUACAUCAAUUCUUGAAACACAAAGAAUGCUUUAUAGAGCUGAGCAGAAGAGAAUCUUCCCAGAUGGAGUGUGUUGCUGCUAGAGGCUCUCACCACCCAUCAGCCCUGUCAAGAUGAGCCAACUAUAUCUUUACAAAGAUCUAAUUUUAGAGAGAUCAGAGCUCGGUAAUGUGUGGCCAGUACAAUGGGAAUAAAAUGUGACUUCCAUUAGUUAGAUGACCAGAAGAUGUACUAUAACUUGUCUUUGCUGGGGCCUUACAGCUGAUGCGUUUUAAAUUUAAUUUAUUCUCAAAAAUUGAUUUUCUGUAUUUGAUUUGCCGCCUCUAUCAGGCUUUCUACGAAGACUGCCCAUGGUAUGGUCAUUAAUAACCCCAGGCUCUCUGAAAUUUCCUUGAGUAUCACACCUUGAGUUUAUUUGUUUCUAUGAAUUAGACUCUUAAUUCUCUAAUAAGAACAAAUCAAAAACCAAACAGUAUUUUAUGUUUAACUUCCCAGGUGCUGAAGGGCUAAUGGAAAUGGCACUGCCCACCAGCCUAUCAGCUACUCACUGUUGAGGGCUGUGAUAGAGUCCAAGGGCUGCUCUGACGUUCAUCUCCAAGAGUGUGGCUCUUUCCCCAGAGUAGAGUGAGGCUAGCCUGGCCGCCUCCGUCUCCGGCGACAUUGUACUUCCAGCUUUGCCGACAGUGCCAGGGCAUUUGUUCAGGACCAGUUAAAAUUCGUGACAAGCAGCCAGCAAGAAAGAAUUAUCUCUGUAAUGUAAGGGGAACCGUAGCCUCUAGAAGGACUGUCCAGUAGGGGGAAAGCAGGACUAACAGAGAUCUCUUUGGUCUUCAGCUGGAGAAACUUCUUUCCUUCAACCUAUUUAGAAUGACUCAUUUCCAUGGAGUUUUGUUUUAAAUUCUGAGUCCAUUUGUAGUGAUACUUGGUAAUCAAUUUUAAGUGGAAACAGCUGCUGUGUGUCACUCACACAGUUCCCCUUCAAACCCUGGAAAAGUAGAAUUCAAACCAUUCUCUCCUCACCCCCAAGUCGACGCAUCAUGCUCAUGCACAUGGCUCAGUCUGCUGGGUUCCUUACCUCUAUUCCCUGGGGCCAGCCCCUCUAUGGGGACAGGUCAGAAGGAGAAGGGCCAGCAAAAUGUGGGGAGAGGUAGGUGAGCAAGGGGAGUGUGGGGUCCUGACAACAUAUGGAAUAGAGCAGUCUGUGAUCUCAGCAGUAAGGAAGGAGGCAGCCAUGUUUCUCCUUUCGCUCGUCCAUGACAUAUUUAUUGAACAGCUACUAUAUGCUAACAAACUAUGCUACCUGCUCGGGAUGGAAAUGAGAAGAUGCAACUCCUGUUCUCAAGGAGCUCAUGGUCCCAUGGGGAGACAGGGGCUUAAAAAGUCAUAAUUCACAGAGUUAAGUCCCAUGAUGGAGGUGGGCACAAGGGCAGUGGGAGCUCCCAGGAGGGUUACUGAACUUACUCUCCACCCCUCCCGAGCACACCCACAUCUUCAGUCCCACAAAGCGGCAGGUCUGGCGGCGUGGUCAGCUCGGUGCAUUGUGAAGGCCAGCCUCCCAGGCAGGGCCAUUCUCCAGGACAGUCCAGGAGAGGAGAGACAUGCUGCCUUGCCUCUACCAAGAAUGGAAGAAAGGGAGAGACCCAAGUGUGCCCCCAAAAGCCAAGAGGUAAAAAGAGUGUGAACUUUCACUCCUUCAUUGCUCUCAGGACAUGAGUUUCUCCAUCUGUAGGAUGGGAAUAACACUGAGAACAUUUGGGGAGGAUUCAGGGAGAAAACAGAAGUAUUGGCAUUCUGGUGAGAGAGCAUGAAGAAUCUCACGGCAGGCGGCAAGCAGGUCCUGGCUGUAGCGGCUCUGGGUCUGAGCAUGGCUGUAGCUUAGAGUACUCUGCCAAUCCCAAACCAGCUGGGCCCUGGCUGUGUUUUGUGGAGCUAUGUCCCUAUGGCUACGAGGGGACCAAAAAAUUCAAAGAGAGACAGGGACAGGGAAUUCCCUGGUGGUCCAGUGGUUAGGAUUCUGCGCUUUCACCUGGGUUCGAUCCCUGACUGGGGAACUAAGAUCCCACAAGCCACGCGGUGUGGCCCAAAAAACAAAAAAAGAAGAGGCAGGGACAGGAUGUAACCUUGGGCAUGGAACCCUUCCCCAUCAUUGGGCCCCUGCCCUCCUGGAGUGUGUAGCCUUAGAAUCAGUAAGACGCUGAACUGCAGCUUUUCUAUUCGCUAUGGAACUGAGGCUCUAUUUCCUCAAGCACAAAGCUAGCACCAGCCAAAGCCACCUUGAAGAACCAUCCUGAGGAUUAACUGUGAGGGUCCAUGUGGUCCACAGUAGAAGAUCAAUUAAUUCUAGUUUUUAAGGUUUUUUUUAACCUCCUGACCCUUUGCGCUGUUUCCUAUGUAAUAUUAUUAGCUUUAUCGAAGUCUCACAAGACGAACUCGUUAGCUCUCUUGCCCAGAGAAUGACCUGAAAGAGGAUAUUUGAAAAAAGAGGAGGUAUAGUCUUAACAAGACCUUGUUCUCUGGGAUGGAGGAUUCACUGGGGAGCUCUCUGUGUCAGCAACAUAAGGCACGGGUUGUCACGGGGCACGAGAUGCCAUCUUGGUCUGAGCACUGAUCAGAGGUGAGAGGGGGAUAACGUCAGUCCCCAGAUGUCUGAUAUUAUUAGAAAACGGUAGCCAGCUGCACUGAAACAAGAUGCGACAUGAGGAACUCAGUUUCAAAAGUGAGAAGACCUUCUAGGAAGGUGGGGUUGCUACCCCAAGGAAUGAGUUGCCUGAAGGAAGGUGUAGAAUAUUACUUCUCUGCCAGCUGCGGAAAGCAGGGUAGGUUUUCAUCCACUAGAGAAAGGCAGGAUGAUAGAACAGAUGACUUCACUGGGUCCCACCUCAUCCUCAGGCCUGGUGAGCCAGGGUCCAGUCUGGAAAGCCCAUGCUUUUCCGCCCUGGUGUGACAUCAAGCAGCUAACCUGCUUCUCUCCUUUGGGGCAGAUUCAGAGAGAGUCAGAUGGAGGUUGGAGCAAAGAUUUGAGAGCAGCCUUUUUCCAGACAAAUGCUCGUGCUUCCGGAAACAGCACGGCCAGACAUUUUGU